This is a messenger RNA of Prorocentrum cordatum, 3015 nucleotides long. The record is from the annotation of a GenBank genome assembly. NCBI's taxonomy places the organism in Eukaryota, Dinophyceae, Prorocentrales, Prorocentraceae.
GCGUGCGACGACCUGGUCAAGCGCGCCCACGAGGACGAGGCCGUCUUCGUGCGCCGCAGUUGCGACGACGUCUACGUCCACAGCCUGAGCUUCAUGACGAUCACCGACGUCGUCGCGAGCAUGGGCGACGAAGUAUUCAAGAAGGAUUUCAUCGAGGGGAAGAUGCAGAGAAAGAAGCAGGGUAAGAGGCCGUUCUUCCCCGAUGAGGUUUGCAAGCGCGAGGUCUUCUCCAUGAAAGUGAAGCGGAAGGCCCCCAUCAUGUCGAGGUCAGAGCUGCACAAAUAUUGCGGCCUCAAGCCCACCAAGAAGAACGCGAAUUCGAUCCCCUCGAUGAUGUUGCACUCGGAGGACAGCCUAGACGUCGAGGAGGCAUGGCUCUUCAUGUGGACGAUCGAGUGGUCCUUCCUGCGCGCGCUGAGCAUCAGCAUGGGCGGCACGCGGACGCUCGAAUGGAGCAUGGGCGAGCAGACUCACUCGAGUGGCCCGUCAACCUUGCUCGCGAACCUCAAGACCCACGAGGGCGCCGGCCUGGCCCUCGCGGAGGAGAUGGCCAACUCGACGGGGAUGCGGCGUCUCCGCGGCGGGGGGUUGCCGUCGGGCGGGGUGCCCUCCAUGUCGCCGCCGAUGACCAUGUCAGGAGCGUGCUCGGUCCUCUCUGGCGGCAUCGAGUCCACGCCAGCGGGAAGGGCGGGAGAUGGCGAGACUGACUCUCCGCACACGCCCAUGCUCUACAGCAAGGGCACCUUGUCGGCGACGACGAUCAACGUCAUGGCGGAGCGACGUGCUGCGAGGAGCGCUGUGAGCGGGGUGCCAUCCGCCCUGUCGGCCAUCGGCCGACUCCAGGCAGCGGCGGUGAACACCUGCAGCGUCGAUGCUGACGAUUCGGCGAGCCAGGCCCCCAAUGCAGGGGGCCCCGCUGUGGGCAAGGGGGACCAGUGGAUUGCGAAGCUCCCGUUGUCGAAGGUGCUCACUGCUGGGAAGUUGGGCGUCCAAGCGCACCACGCCGCUGGAGAGUUGAAAAGGCUGAAGGACAAGGAUAAGGACCAGUGGAACAGACUCACCCUGCACAUGACGAAGUACGAGCUCGCGAACAAGCUUCACGAGACCAACAUCUUCAGCGCCUCGGCUGGCGAUGUCAAGGACGCCUUCGAGCGCCUGCGCCAGUCCAUCGAUAUCCCGCCCGUCGUCCAGAAGAGCAUGUGCAAGAAGAUGUUCCAGGAACGCGUGACAGUCGAGCUCCAGUCCGUGACCGACGUCACCUUCUUCUUUGAGAUGGUGUGGCCAUGGCCCACAUCCUCUCAGGAAGCGGGCCUCACCUUCACUGCGGAUUCGCCGAAGCUCCACUUCGUUGACCUCGAGAUGGCCGAGAAGAUCCGCAUGUUCAACCAGAGUUUCAUCAGCGGCGUGUACACUGCACUGAUCGGGGGAGGCCACAAGAAUAAUGAUAUGCUCGUGACGAUUUCUUCUCGGAUGGCUUCGCUGAUGGACGAUCUGCUGGCCGACACAGAGGAGUUCUGCGAGGGCGCGUCGCACUUCUUGGGCGCGCUGGGCUCCACGGUGGGCGGCGUCGCCAAGAUCUGCGACCCGACCAGCCCGUGGAAGGCGGACGGCAUCGACGCCUUCUACAGCGACAUCCUCUCCCUCGACCCCAACCGCGGGGACAUCUUCAGCGGGCUGGAGGGGGUGGCGAUCGCCAUCGGCGCGUGCGCCGAGUACAACAAGACGUGGGCGACCCUGAUGAAGGACAAAGUCAUGGUCAUGGAGCUCGCCCCCCAGGUUUCAGCAUCCAUGUCCGCCCUCUUGUCGGUGGCGCGCAGCCCCCUGGACUUCGACGGGGCGGUUGCUGCGGCCACCGCGGCGUUGAGCACCAUCCCGAAAUUCGCGUGCUCCCUGGGCGGCGAGCUCGCGACCCCCGUCGUCAAGGAGGUGACGGCCGUGCUGAAAGAUUUGUCGGCCAGCGUCGCCUCAGCCGCGUCGACGGGGUCAUUGGCGCAGACGCAGCAGAGCACAUUCAUCCAGCUGUUGGGCAAGGCAAGGGCUCAGUUGACCACGCUGAUCAACGACAUAUUUGCUGACACGGCGACCGCGGUCAACCUUCGCGACGACUUGCGCCUCAUCAUGGGCAAGAUGACAAAGGGCGACUUGGAUUCGACGAUGACUGCGAAGCUCGGCGAGUGCGCCUGCGUCCUCAUCAAGAAGAUCUUGACGGUGCCCGAGGGGAGUAAGGAAAUGGCGGACGCCGAGAUGCAGGCAGCGCACCACUUGCACGACUUCCUGCCGAACACGGCCACGAAGGGACAGCAGCGGGGCUUGGAGGCAUCGAGCGCAUGUCGGUCGCUAAGGCCGACCACGGAGGCAAUCGUCCAGAAGUUCUUCGACGAUGAGAAGAAGCUCAUCGCGGAGCAGAAGCUGGACGCCUACAUCAAGGACGAGGCCGACUCGGACAUCAGCUUGCACGAGCACAUGAAGGCGCAGAUCCACCAGUACGUGGAGGACGCGAGGCGCGUGGUGAAGACGGUGGGCCAGCACGCCGUCGACGUGGCAUCGGCCGAGACCCAGACGACAGCGGCGAAGAUCGAGCCCUACAUGCACGGCCUCCCCGACGGCGCGGACUGGUUGAGCGCUGGUCCAGCCAACCUCCACGUGUGGAAAAGCUUGGCGGUCCACGCCGACAGUACGAUCUUGUCCACGGAGAUGAGCAAGACCACCGGCCCCUUGAAGAAGAAUGUGGACGCUGCCGAGAAGGCGGCUUCCGAGGGUGAGAAAUACGGAUUGCGCAUCGAGGGGGAUCAGAACUACCAGAAGGUGCCAGAGAUCAUCACCAACGCGUGGGUGACUCUUGUGACAGGCAGUUUGUUCAUGGCUUUUAAGAAAGCGACUGACAAGCAGUUGCUGAGGGCUACGAUCGUAAAGACGACGAGCGCCCUCAAGGAGCGUGGGACUUCGCAGGGCCGUUUGCAUCCAACCCUGUUGGCGCGGGUGCAGCUGGCCAUGCAAUUCAAAAUUAAUGUGUAG